Pipistrellus kuhlii (Kuhl's pipistrelle) is the source of this 735-nucleotide messenger RNA. RefSeq lists its product as uncharacterized. NCBI's taxonomy places the organism in Eukaryota, Metazoa, Chordata, Mammalia, Chiroptera, Vespertilionidae. Gene Ontology annotation, biological process: positive regulation of inflammatory response; positive regulation of phagocytosis; positive regulation of cell-cell adhesion. Gene Ontology annotation, cellular component: plasma membrane; extracellular exosome. The record is from RefSeq and is a predicted model, not a curated record. Gene Ontology annotation, molecular function: thrombospondin receptor activity.
AUGAAACAAUUUUCUUUUUCUUUUCCAGUUUCGGCUCACCUAUUAUUUAAUAUAAUCGAAUCUGUAGAAUACACCAGUGCCAAAAAAACUAUUAUCAUCCCAUGCUUAGCCACUAAUGUGGAGACAGAGAGCCUUAGAGAAAUGUUUGUAAAGUGGAAAUUCAGAGAUAAAUUCAUUUUCUACUAUGAUGGAUAUGAAAAUGAAUCCACUCCCAUCAGUGAAUUUUCAAGUGCACACAUCAUACCAGACAAACUACUAGCAGGCAAUGCCUCUUUGAUAAUGGACCAGAGACAAGCUUCCCCAGGAACAUACACUUGCGAAGUAACAGAGUUUCUGGGAUCUGGGGAAGUCUCCACCCAAAAAAAAUUCAGAAUAUUUAAAGAUCCACUAUUAUUUACUAAAAUCAAAUCUGUAGAAUAUACCAAAAAAAAUAAAACUGUUCUCAUCCCAUGUUUAUUCACUAAUUCGGUGGCAAAGAGCCUGAAAGAAAUGUUUGUAAAGUGGAAGCUCAGAGACAAAUAUAUUUUCAACUAUGAUGGAGAGAAAAACAAAUCCACACCCACCAGUGAAUUUUCAAGUGCACACAUUGUACCAGGUGCACUAUUAACAGGCAGUGCCUCUUUGGUGAUGGACAAGAGCCAAGCUGUGAUAGGAAUAUACACUUAUGAAGUAUCAGAAUCAACUAAAGAAGGCAAAACCACAAUAGAGCUAAAAUAUUGUAUUGCUUUAAGAUAA